GUAUAUUUGUGGUAUCCACUUCUUAAAAUGUCAAGUCGAAUUAGUUUAGUAGAAAAUAAUACCAAAGUAGUGAUAGCAUCUCGAAUCUUUUUAUUCAAAUGCUGUUAGUUUCUUAGUGAUAAAGAGUGCUGUGAUUCUGUCAGAAACAAGAUAUAUUUUAAAAAUUUUUACAAACCUCAAAAACUAUGCCGGAAAAUACACAAAUAAUGCAAAAUGGACACAAAAAAUACACAAGAGUUUGGUGCGACGGAUGCUACGACAUGGUACAUUUUGGCCACGCAAAUUCCCUCAGACAGGCGAAAGCCCUGGGCGACUACCUCAUCGUGGGCAUUCACACGGACGAAGAGAUCAUGAGACACAAGGGCCCGCCGGUGUUUACGGCCGAGGAGCGCUACAAGAUGGUGCGAGGUAUAAAAUGGGUGGACGAGGUCGUCGAGGGAGCUCCAUACGUCACCAGUCUGGAUACUCUUGAUAAAUACGAUUGCGAAUUUUGUGUCCACGGGGAUGACAUCACGUUGACGGCCGACGGGGUCGAUACUUAUCAUUUGGUCAAAAGCGCUGGAAGAUACAGGGAGGUACAAAGGACGGCGGGAGUUUCGACGACGGACUUGGUAGGCAGGAUGCUGCUUCUAACCAAAAACCAUUUCAAACAAGGUCAGUAUGAGUACGAUGUUGCCAGGGAGCAUUCAUCGUCAUUGGGUCAGGACUCAUUCGCUAGGUCUCCUUGGACAGGUUGUUCCCAGUUUUUGCCGACCACGCAGAAAAUUAUACAAUUUUCGGACGGUAAACCACCGAAGCCGGGCGACAGGAUCGUUUACGUAGCCGGAGCUUUCGAUCUGUUCCACGUUGGACAUUUGGACUUUUUGGAAAAAGCCAAGGAACACGGCGAUUACGUGAUAGCGGGCCUACACACGGAUCCGGUCGUCAACAGAUAUAAGGGCACCAAUUACCCCAUAAUGAACUUGCACGAAAGGGUGCUCAGCGUGCUCGCGUGCAAGUACGUUUCCGAGGUGGUAAUCGGCGCCCCCUAUACCGUUACUAAAGAUCUGAUGGAUCACUUCAAAGUCGACGUGGUUAUACACGGAGACACACCCGUAAUGGUCGAUGAGGAAGGAACGGAUCCGUAUCAGUACCCCAAAAACGUGGGUAAAUUUGUGGUCGUGAAAUCCGGUAACGACAUGACGACCGAAAGGAUAGUAGAGCGGAUAAUCAGGAAUAGACAGGAAUUCCAGGAUAGGAAUAGUAGUAAAGAAAAAAAGGAAUUGGAAGUACUCAAAUCGUUAGACGCUAAACAAAACGGAACGGCGCAUGUCCAUUCCUAAAAAAAUGUACCUACUACCCCCUCAUUCCCCAAACAAGCUGGUAUAACUGUGUAAAUAUUUUAUUUUAUUACUACUUUUCUUAUUUUUUUUUUUAUUUUGCGUAUAAAAAAAAGACAGUGGAAUGCUUUAAUAUAUAGAGCGAUUAAUUGGUAAAAAUCGCUUACUAGUAUCGACUACCUUGGUAAUAAAAUGUUUAAUAUAGUUCCAAAAAAAUCUAAAUUCGAAUAAGUUUAAAACAACACCCUGUAUAUCAAAUUUUUUAGAUCCUUUUAAAUAUAUUUUAUCAUAAACUAUAAUACAGUGUUGUUUCGCGGUUAUUUCAUUCUGUUAAACAUGGACACAACUCAAUCCUAUGACUAGUAUUUGA
Messenger RNA from Psylliodes chrysocephalus, 1689 nucleotides. The record is from the annotation of a GenBank genome assembly. NCBI's taxonomy places the organism in Eukaryota, Metazoa, Arthropoda, Insecta, Coleoptera, Chrysomelidae.